AUGUCUGGUUACGAAGUUGAACAUAACAUACAGACCAAAAAUGACAAGGCGCAACAACCUCCACGUCGGCCAGACCUCUCUACCUUCUUCUCCCAGCUCGAACUGGUAGACACCUCAGAUCCGCAAGCGCACACAAACGCCAAUGCUUUGCCUCAGCCCGAGAACAUGGCGGCAGCGUUUCGCCUGCUGGCGAACGCCUUCGAGGUGAUGCGCGGACGGCCUGCAGACGAGGGUAGCGAGGGCAACGACUUGCUGGCAAAUAUGAUCGAGGUGUUACGUGAGAAUGCAGACGACCCGCCUGCAGAGCUCAAGGGCGUGCCUGACAGCUUCUUGGACGAGCUAGAGAGGGUUCCAAAGAAGGCUCUGAAGCCAACAGAUACAUGUCCGAUUUGCGUGAACCCAUUUCUCGAGGACGAAUACCCGCUUGUAGUCCAACUACCCUGCCAUAAAGACCAUCGAUUCGACUUGGACUGCAUAGCACCCUGGCUCAAACUCAACUCAACUUGCCCUCUUGAUCGCAAGGAACUUCUGAAGAAGAAGCAACCGCAGCCGCCACCGGUAGACGACGAUGAAGAGGACUACGACGAAAUGUACGCUUGA
Messenger RNA from Dothidotthia symphoricarpi CBS 119687, 600 nucleotides. RefSeq lists its product as uncharacterized. The record is from RefSeq and is a predicted model, not a curated record. NCBI's taxonomy places the organism in Eukaryota, Fungi, Ascomycota, Dothideomycetes, Pleosporales, Dothidotthiaceae. The transcript has 3 exons. Gene Ontology annotation, molecular function: ubiquitin protein ligase activity. Gene Ontology annotation, cellular component: cytoplasm. The coding region runs from base 1 to 600 and encodes 199 amino acids. Gene Ontology annotation, biological process: protein ubiquitination.